CAACAGUCAAUACUUUAUUUUAGCAUUGGCUAAAUCUUACGUGGAAGCUGUGUGGGGCUCACACAAGGAUACAAUGAAUGACUUCCAAGAGGAUACUACUGGUGACAUUAUCACAACUGUUGAUUCACUGCAAGCAGUAGGAAAACGUUUCCAGGAAUGUAUAGACAAUGUUGGAGAACUUCUGGAAGAAAGGGAGAAUCUUAUGAAAGAAUUAAACUUCAUGAAGGAGCCAGUGCAUAAAGAGAUUGGUAACCUUAGGACUGAACUCUUGAAACUUUACCAAGCUAAAUCAAAGACAGAGAUUGAAUGUGAUAACUUCAAGGAAGAAAUAACAUGCACAAAAAGAAACUUGUUUAAGAUCACUAAAGCUCAAAUUACUUGUAAAUAUGAACUACACAUCAAUAAACAGGACUUGUCUCUAAUUACAUCACAACAGGAAGUAAUGGAAUCUGAGGCACAGAGACUUGCUGAUGAAUUGGCUGGACUUAAACAUUGCCAUCAGAAAGAAUUAAAUCAAAUGAUUAAUCGGUUGGAGAGUAUUAAAAAUGAAAGGAAUACGCUGUCCCUGACAAACAGUCAUCAAACAAAUGAAGAAUUUCAAAGUUUGUUUGGAGAACAUUGGCAAUGGCUGGAGAAACACUAUGAACCUAAAGUGAGAAAUCUCCUGAACUGGAGUAAGACCAGGGCUGAAUCACUUAAACACACACUGCAUGAAAUUGAAGGCUUCAGAAAACAGUUGCAACCUCUACAGGAGCAGGUAACAAAACUAAACAUAAGGAGACGAUGUCUUGAAGAGCAGAUGCAAUUUAUUCAGAGAAAAUGGGCUGAGGACAUUCUGCAAUAUCAGGAACAAAAAAGGCAACUGCAAGAAAAAGUCAGUCUCUUGAAAACUGAACUUGGUGUGCAGAAGCAAAAGAACAACAACAUUAAACACUUGAAAGAGAGUCUCUCUGAGGAAUUAUUUGUUUACAAGGAAUGUUUAACAGCAUUUGGAACUUCUACAGAAUCUUCAAACAAGUCGGAUUUGAAGAAUUCAAAAUUUCAAGAAAAUCCUCAAUACUAGUCACAUGCAUUUUUCCAAUUAAAUUGGUCAAGGUACUUGCGUAGACUUUAUGUUCAAGAGCAUCUCUUACUUAUAUGCAAAUGAGUUCUUAUAACGUCUUUAAGGUGAUACAACAUCCCUCAUGAUCUCAUUAAAUGGGAGAACAGAAUUCAGGCUGAAUGGCCUCCUCCUAGCCUAUUUUCUUUGCACUUCACAACUUUUUAAAACAGUGAGACUCAAGGGCGAUUGACAACAGGCAAUAAAUGCUGGCCAGCAGCGACAGCCACAUCUCAAGAGAAUUUUUUUUAAAACUCAGCCAGAAAAGGUAA
Molecule: messenger RNA, 1371 nt
Organism: Hemiscyllium ocellatum (epaulette shark)
Lineage: Eukaryota; Metazoa; Chordata; Chondrichthyes; Orectolobiformes; Hemiscylliidae
Product: syncoilin-like
Exons: 4
Coding region: 74-1063 (329 amino acids)
Cellular component (GO): intermediate filament
Source: RefSeq, a predicted model, not a curated record